This is a messenger RNA of Mya arenaria, 1271 nucleotides long. RefSeq names its product eukaryotic translation initiation factor 3 subunit J-B-like. The transcript is spliced from 9 exons. The record is from RefSeq and is a predicted model, not a curated record. The coding region runs from base 106 to 822 and encodes 238 amino acids. Gene Ontology annotation, cellular component: eukaryotic translation initiation factor 3 complex; cytoplasm. Gene Ontology annotation, molecular function: translation initiation factor activity. NCBI's taxonomy places the organism in Eukaryota, Metazoa, Mollusca, Bivalvia, Myida, Myidae.
AUAAACCAUUAACAUUUUUUAUUGAAAAUAAAUCAUCUUUACAAUCACAAUAAACAAGUUUAAUAUCCCUUUAAAUAUUGUGUAUUGGAGAUUAAAGAAUCCAAGAUGUCUGGCGGCGAAUGGGAUGACGAUGAUUUCGAGCCCGCUGCUCCGGGCAUUGCGGCCACUGAUCGUCUGGAAGGGGAAGACGAAGACAACAUAAAGGACAGUUGGGAUGCUGAUGAUGAUGAUAAAGAAAAAAAAGAUGGGGAUCCAGCUGAUGGCUCAAUGAAAGCAGUUCAAAGAAAAAAGAAGAAACCAUUAGCUGAGAGAAUAGCAGAGAAGGAAGCUGCACGUCUUGCUCAGUUGGAAGAAGAGAAAAAAGCAAGUAAAGGUUUAACACCGGACCAGAAGAGAGCUGAAGCGGAGCGGUUAAUAAAGAUCCAAGAACAGGCAGACUUAAAGCUUGCCAAAGAAGCUUUCGGAGUGGAUGCUACAGGUGUAGAUGGAAUGUUCCCUGUCACGGAAGAAGAAUUCACCAAGUUUAGAGAUGCCUUAGUACAAAAAAUCACCAGUUUUAAAAGCUCAGACCAAUAUUCUUCCUUCAUUGAAAAGUUAUCUCAAGACCUUGUGAUGGACCUAACGGUUGAUGACCUGAAAAAGAUCAGCACAACUACAAAUUCUAUAUUCCAUGAAAAACAGAGACAGCAAAAGGAAGUAGAAAAGAAGAAGAAAAAGAAGUCUAAGACGGUUGUUCUAGAACGGGACACAGACUUCAAGGAUAUUGCAGCAGCGGGCCGAGGGGACUAUGACGACAGUUACUAUGACGACGACUUUAUAUAACACAUGUUUGUAGCUUAGAGAAGCCAGCUUAUCCUUAGACUACAAACUGCACAUUUAAUCAUUAACUUAGGCCAAUGAAUCUAGGCAAUAUUUAUUUAUUUUCAUCUGCCUAUAAAGUGCUGAGAGGUGUAGAUAUGGUGCAUGGUUAUUUCUCAGAUUUCGGGAGUGUGUUCAGUUUCAACUGACACAAGUGACAUUUUUCUUUUUCAUUUUUAUGCAAACACCUAUCAAAAGAUUUAUUUAUAUUCUAAGGGAAGGUCAUUGUAUUCAAAUUAUGCAUUAAAAUGGAGGAUUAUCGAAUUUUUAAGUCAAAUAUUUGAUUAUACAAAAUGGGGAUCUGCGAAUGUAUUAUUUUUACCAAACAUUUCCUGAUAUUGUAAGAUAUUUAUAAAUGAUGUGUGUAUAUCAAUAAAAGUAUGAUUUGAACUCACAAAUCGCAAUGACUGGAU